AAUCGGUCAGAGCAGUAAGGCGCUUUUGUCCGGGUGGCGCCGCUCCAGCCGGCCAACGCCGUACUUGGAGACCGGAUUUGCGUUUCUUUUUAUUUUUGUGUGUGUGUCAGUUGCCCCCAAAAUGGGCCGGCGGCGGGCUUUGGGAGGGCCAGACGGGGCUGCGUCGGAGCCGUUUGCCAGAGCCUGAGCGGCCAGCGACGACGCCAUGGACCCGCGCGGGGGCAACGCGUCGGAGCUCAUCUCUCAAGGCCUGGCGCCGGGCGACCCCCCGCGGCCCGAGCUGCCUCCCAUGCAGCAGUUCCGACCGGCCCCCGGCGACGUCGGCCGCUUUUGCCAGGAUGCGGCGGAGGCGGGCAAAAACUGGGCGGCGCUGCUGAUCCUGGCGGCGGUGGGCAUCACCGUCACGGGCAACGUCCUGGUCAUCCUGGCCGUGUCUUUGGAGAAGAAGCUCCAGAACGCCACCAACUACUUUCUGAUGUCGCUGGCCGUGGCCGACAUGCUCCUGGGCGCCUUGGUCAUGCCCGUCUCCAUGGUGACCGUCCUCUACGAUUACGUGUGGCCUCUGCCCUCCCAGCUGUGUCCCGCGUGGAUCUACCUGGACGUGCUGUUCUCCACGGCGUCCAUCAUGCACCUGUGCGCCAUCUCGCUGGACCGCUACCUCGCCAUCCGCAACCCCAUCCGCCACAGCCGCUUCAACUCGCGCACCAAGGCCCGCCUCAAGAUCGCCGCCGUGUGGAGCAUCUCGGCCGGCAUCUCCACGCCCAUCCCGGUGAUGGGACUGCGCGACCCCUCCAAGGUGUUCAAGGAUGGCAGCUGCCUGCUGACGGACGACAGCUUCGUGCUGGCCGGUUCCUUCGUGGCCUUCUUCGUGCCGCUCACCAUCAUGGUGGUCACCUACUUCCUGACCAUCCGGGCCCUUCGCAACGAGGCCUCGCUGUGCUUGGAGCGGCUGGUGCCGCGGCCCAAGUGGGGCGCCGCCGCAGCCGCCGCCGCCGCUUUGGCGCCGGGCUUCUUCCCGCAGGCCUCGCUCUCCUCCGAGAAGCUGGUACGGCAGGAAGCGGGCGGCGACCCGGCGGCGCGCCUCUUCGGCCGGCGCACCGUGCGCUCCAUCGCAAACGAGCGCAAGGCGUCCAAGGUGCUGGGCGUGGUCUUCUUCCUCUUCGUGGUCAUGUGGUGCCCCUUCUUCAUCACCAACGUGCUGGUGGCGGCGUGCGAGGCGCCGGCCUGCGACGGCGCCCUGGUGGGCGUCCUGCUCAACGUGUUCGUGUGGGUGGGCUACCUGUCGUCCGCCGUCAACCCGCUGGUGUACACGCUGUUCAACAAGACCUACCGCGCCGCCUUCCUGCGCUACCUGCGCUGCCGCUACGCGCCGCCCGCCAAGAAGCCGCUGCAGCUCAUCCUGGUCAACACCAUCCCUCCCAUGGCGUACCCCUCUAUCGGGGGCCUACGCGAGGAAGACUCGCGCCCGGAUCUCGCCGGCGUGGACAAAGAACUGAGAGAACGCCACCGACAGAUCCGCGACAGCUGCGUGUGAGCCACGAGCGGACCACCGCCGACGACACCUAUGCAGGGCAAACGCAUUAGCUGAGCAUCGGCCCCCUUUCAUCAGCUCGGCGUUGGCGUUAGCUCGUCGUUUUCCUUGAUCUCGACACAUGAGCCCCUUUCACGGCGCCCAUCCGAGACAGAUUGCGCUCCCCAUUCCACGCUCCAUGUGAGAAGGAGGGUCCUGCUCUCCAGCCGGAAAGAUUCGCCACUUUGCCUCUGCCCAUUUCAGAUUGUUUUGAGUAGACCUCGUUGGGUACAAAAAUCAAGCACAGCCCGCAAUGGGCAGCGUGAGCUUAGCUUAGCAUUCAGUGUCGGAUCGUUCACAUGAGAAAAAAAAACUAAACAAAAAAACGGAUCUAUUUCACACAUGGUAAGAAAACAAUCAUCUGCAUCGGGCUGCAGUAUGAACGUCGCCUCAGCCGUCUUUUGUCCCGGAUUCUCACUGUCACCUCCAAACGAAUGCAGAGCGCAGCCCGCAGACGAUUAGCAUUAAAAUGAGCUCGGCAUUCAGUUAGCAUUUACGUGCCAUCAAAAGUCUCAUUUGCUCUGUUCAUCCGGGCGGGCUUUUGUCCCGGCCCGUUGCGCAGCCGGAGCGGCGUUAUCCUCGGCUCGGCACCUGGAAACAUCGGCCCGUUUCAUUCAUUUUCCUUUUCUUGACUUAUGGCGACCAUUUCAAACAACUCAUGCUAAUGCUAACAGUUGCUCUGCUAACACCACCUUGCGACCGGAAGAAGCGAUGCACACGGGUACCCGGAUGGGGUUUUGGCAAUUCUGGUUUCAUUUUCAAUUUGCAAUUGCUAACAUGCUAACAGUUGCUGUGCUAACAUAUACAGGAGCAACAAUCAGUUGGCGACGUGGCUGUUGUUGUUGUUCUAUGAUUUCAGAUUUAUUCCUGCCUGUUUGUGCCAAAAACGGGGAGCAAUUGGUCGUUGACCAAAAU
Molecule: messenger RNA, 2485 nt
Organism: Hippocampus zosterae (dwarf seahorse)
Lineage: Eukaryota; Metazoa; Chordata; Actinopteri; Syngnathiformes; Syngnathidae
Product: 5-hydroxytryptamine receptor 2A-like
Exons: 3
Coding region: 206-1534 (442 amino acids)
Biological process (GO): G protein-coupled receptor signaling pathway, coupled to cyclic nucleotide second messenger; chemical synaptic transmission
Cellular component (GO): plasma membrane; dendrite
Molecular function (GO): neurotransmitter receptor activity; G protein-coupled serotonin receptor activity
Source: RefSeq, a predicted model, not a curated record